AUGGCGGAUGUAGCAAAUCUUCCCGGCGCUUCUUCCAGUCAAAAGAUGUCGUCGAAACUUUUGAGGCAAAAAGCUCAAGAAUUUUUGACUUCGAGAAAAUACGCAAAUAAUCUAGUAGACAUAAUUUCUCAAUGGGAUGAAUCCACUUUGUCCUGCCUACUUACAAUAGAAACAAUAUUCGUCGAAGUUCUAAAAAGAGGUGACAUGUACUUGGAACGUACAAUAUCUCUUACUAUUUCAGAGCCAAGUCCUGAAGCAAGAUAUAUCAAUUGGUUGAGGAACUAUUAUGAAGAAUUAUGGGAAAAGAUACUUGCAUCAAUGGAAAAAUAUCGACCUGCCGUUCAACUACAAGCUCUCACUACGGCUUUAAAGCUAAUGGCUGAAGAAGGUAAAAAUCCAUUGGAACCAAUUAGCAACUUGGGAUAUUAUUUUCCAUUUCAUCGAUUAAAGCCCAUUUUGAUGAAGUUACUUUCACCGGAAAAGGAUAAUGCUAGUUUAAUAUCUAGAUUUCAAGAAAUUAUAGAAUAUCCUGACGCUCUUUAUUACACAUGGAAAUGUCUUCCAUCUCUUACUCCAAAAAGACAACCACAUGAAAUUUAUGUUAAGAAUUUGUUGGAACUUAUACAUAAAUUAUCACUGCCAAAAGAAAUUGAAGCUACAAAGAAUUUUAUAUGGGAUCAAGCAGGAGCAAGACGUGCAUUAAAUAAAGUUUGGGCUUGUGUUAUGCAUUGGGAAUUGACACCAGAAUUACAUAAACAGUUAUUAAUAGUUCUUUUAGAGAGAGUUAUGCCACAUUUGGAAAAACCUGUUUUGCUAACAGACUUUCUUAUGGAUUCCUUGGAUGCAGAUGGGCCUAUUGGCUUACUUGCAUUACAAGGUGUAUUUUUAUUAGUUACUAAACAUAAUUUGGAAUAUCCUAACAUUUUUACCAAACUUUAUUCUAUGUUUGAACCAGAAAUAUUUCACACAAAAUACAAAGCACGUUUGUUUUACCUAUCCGAUCUUUUCCUCAGUUCAACGCACUUACCAGAAGCAUUAGUUGCUGCCUUCGCAAAAAGACUUGCGCGUUUAACUCUUGUAGCACCACCUGAAGAUAUUCUUAUCAUUUUAUUAUUCGUAGGGAAUCUUUUACUUAGGCAUCCUGGUUUGAAACGUCUCAUUGAUCAUCCACAAGGAGAAAUUUCAGAAGAAAAUAAUGGUGCUGGAGACCCAUUUUUAAUGGAAGAACGAGAUCCUUUAUUAAGUAAUGCUCUUCUUAGUAGUCUUUGGGAAAUCAAAGCUUUACAAUGUCAUAUAGUACCAAGUAUUGCUAGUGCUGCACGUUUUAUUCGCGAGCCCCUUCCUUCUGUAGAAUAUGAUAUGGCAUCGGCUUUAGAACAUACGGGAGGCCAUUUAUUCGAUAAUGAAUUAAAAAAUAAAGUUAAAGAUAUUAUGUUAACAUUCGAAAGACCCAAUUCAAUGGCAUUACCAAAAGGUGAAAGAUUACUGCAAUAUUGGCAAUUAACUACAAUGCACUGA
This is a messenger RNA of Heterotrigona itama, 1518 nucleotides long. NCBI's taxonomy places the organism in Eukaryota, Metazoa, Arthropoda, Insecta, Hymenoptera, Apidae. The record is from the annotation of a GenBank genome assembly.